GAAGUUCCUGUCCGUUGACCUAGAAUCGUCUUCCGUCGGUGUGAUGUUGGAAGGAUCGUGAAUAUUUCUCCUCCAAACCAGAAAAUAACCGAAUAUCCGCGGCUGCGCUUUGGAGAUCAUAUUUAUUUAAAACGCCGGAGUGAACGAGAGCCGCUCGUUAGCCUUUAGCAUUCAGCAAGCUGUGUCCAGAUGUGACUCCGUGUGUGACAGCCGCCGCCGCCGUCCACCAUGAGUAACAGCCACCCUCUACGUCCCCUGGCCUCCGUGUCAGAGAUCGACCACAUCCACCUGCUGUCGGAGCAGCUGGGAGCGCUGGUGCUCGGUGAGGAGUACAGCGAUGUCACCUUCAUCGUGGAGGGGAAGCGCUUCCCGGCGCACCGGGUCAUCCUGGCGGCUCGCUGUCACUAUUUCAGGGCCCUGCUGUACGGUGGCAUGAAAGAGUCCCAGCCCCAGGCGGAGGUGUGUCUCGAGGAGACUCGUGCCGAAGCCUUCUCCAUGCUGCUAAACUACCUGUACACGGGGCGUGCCAGCCUCAGCUCCGCCCGGGAAGAGGUGCUGCUCGACUUCCUGGGCCUGGCUCACCGUUACGGCCUCCAGCCGCUGGAGGACUCCACCUCCGAGUUCCUCCGCACCAUCCUGCACACCAACAACGUCUGCCUGGUUUUCGAUGUGGCCAGCCUGUACUCUCUGAGUGCGCUUAGUGCGGCCUGCUGCGCCUACAUGGACAGACACGCACCUGAAGUUUUGAAUUCGGAUGGCUUCCUCAUGCUGUCCAAGACUGCCUUGCUGACCGUGGUCAGGCGGGACUCGUUUGCCGCCAGCGAGAAGGAAAUCUUCCAGGCCUUGUGUCGUUGGUGCCGGCAGCACGUGGAUGGGGCCGACACCCAGGAAGUGAUGGCAGCGGUGCGGCUGCCCCUCAUGACGCUGACAGAGAUGCUGAACGUGGUGCGACCGUCCGGCCUUCUGAGCCCAGAUGACCUGCUGGACGCCAUCAAGACCCGCUCAGAGAGCCGCAACAUGGACCUCAACUACCGCGGCAUGCUCAUACCAGAGGAGAACAUUGCCACCAUGAAGUACGGAGCUCAGGUCGUGAAGGGGGAGCUUAAGUCUGCGCUGCUGGACGGAGACACCCAGAACUACGAUCUGGACCACGGCUUCUCCAGACAUCCCAUCGAGGAGGACGGCAGAGCCGGGAUCCAGGUCAAACUCGGCCAGUCGUCCAUAAUCAAUCACGUCCGCCUGCUUUUGUGGGACAGAGACAGCCGGUCCUACUCCUACUACAUCGAGGUAUCUAUGGAUGAGCUGGACUGGGUGCGCGUCGUGGACCAUUCCAAGUAUCUCUGCCGUUCCUGGCAGAAUCUCUACUUCACACCACGAGUCUGCAGGUACGUUCGCAUCGUGGGAACACACAACACGGUCAACAAGGUCUUCCACCUCGUGGCUUUUGAAUGCAUGUUCACCAACCGCUCCUUCACCCUGGAGAGCGGCCUUUUGGUGCCCGGUGAGAACGUGGCGACCAUCGCGUCCUGUGCCAGCGUCAUCGAGGGUGUGAGCCGUAGCAGAAACGCCUUGCUCAACGGCGACACGCGCAACUACGACUGGGACUCCGGCUACACGUGCCAUCAACUGGGCUCUGGAGCAAUCGUCAUCCAGCUGGCUCAGCCUUACUCCAUUACAUCCUUGAGGCUGCUGCUGUGGGACUGUGACGAGCGCUCCUACAGUUAUUACAUCGAAGUCUCCACCAACCAGCAGCAGUGGACGAAGGUGGUGGACCGCACCAGGGUGGCAUGUCGAUCAUGGCAGACAUUGAAGUUUGAUAAGCAGCCUGCUUCCUUCAUACGUAUCGUUGGGACUCACAACACUGCUAAUGAGGUGUUCCACUGUGUUCACUUCGAGUGCCCGGCUCAGCUGGACACGGAGGUUAAUGAAGGCAGCCCGGGCCUGGACUCCUCCGAUUCUGGGACCGCCUCCCAGCAGCCGCGACCCCAGCGACCUUCGCGCACGCACAGCCUGCUGCCCUCCCAGCCCACCUCCUCGUCCUCGUCCUCGUCCUCGCAGUCCCAUCUUUAAGAGCCCCGUCGCCCGCCGCCCCCCACCCCUUUUAUUGGAAGGUGUUGAGAGGAAGGGAGACCUCAGAAUGCCAUUUUGCACAGCCUCCAUCAUCCAGACUGCACUGCUACAACGCUGCUAAAGGCGAUCGUCUCAUUGUCAUAACCCAUGGUUCGUCUGUCAUAAGUGCAACAUUAGAGACUGGUAUAUCUGUAGCAGCAGUAUUUAGGGCUCCAGUCUUCCCAGUUUUGAAGCAGAAAGUUAGGUAUUACAUCCACUGGCUCAUACAUUUUUGUGAAGGUACUUUUUAGCUACUAAGACUCAAGUUUUUUCCAAAAUCAUGACAGUGGAAUCUUUACUUCUCCAAAGAUGAGGCACACACUGAACUGUGGUGAUACUGUACCACCAAAGAGCAGUAA
Messenger RNA from Larimichthys crocea (large yellow croaker), 2468 nucleotides. RefSeq names its product BTB (POZ) domain containing 9 (gene btbd9). Gene Ontology annotation, molecular function: protein binding. Bases 229 to 2070 code for a protein of 613 amino acids. Gene Ontology annotation, biological process: modulation of chemical synaptic transmission; circadian behavior; adult locomotory behavior. The transcript has 11 exons. The record is from RefSeq and is a predicted model, not a curated record. NCBI's taxonomy places the organism in Eukaryota, Metazoa, Chordata, Actinopteri, Sciaenidae. Gene Ontology annotation, cellular component: cytoplasm.